UCGGCAGUUUCCGGCAGUAAUCGAGAGUUUCUAACGUGCCCCGCCUCCGCCACCCCCCUUCUCUCGGCCUCAGUCCUCUUAACCGCCGCCCGGCUUGCUGUCCCCGCGCUCCCUCCCGUCCUCGGUCCUCCGCCCCUUCCCUCCCCACCUCGCCUGGCCCUGCAGGCGCCUCCGGCGGUACGGGCUGGGCAAGAUGGCGGCUUUCGGGAUCUUGAGCUACGAGCACCGACCCCUGAAGCGGCUGCGGUUGGGGCCUCCCGAUGUGUACCCUCAAGAUCCCAAACAGAAGGAGGAUGAACUGACGGCUUUGAAUGUAAAACAAGGUUUCAAUAACCAGCCUGCUGUCUCUGGGGAUGAACAUGGCAGUGCCAAGAACGUCAACUUCAAUCCUGCCAAGAUCAGUUCUAACUUCAGCAGCAUUAUCGCUGAGAAGUUACGCUGUAAUACUCUGUCUGACACUGGUCGCAGAAAGUCCCUAAUGAACCAGAAGGACAACUUCUGGCUGGUGACUGCACGAUCUCAGAGUGCUAUUAACACCUGGUUCACUGACCUGGCUGGCACCAAACCACUCACACACCUAGCCAAAAAGGUCCCCAUUUUCAGUAAGAAGGAAGAAGUGUUUGGGUACUUAGCCAAAUACACAGUGCCUGUGAUGCGGGCUGCUUGGCUCAUUAAGAUGACCUGUGCUUACUAUGCAGCAAUGUCUGAGACUAAGGUUAAGAAGAAAAAUACUGCUGACCCCUUCACUGAAUGGACCCAAAUCAUCACAAAGUACUUAUGGGAACAGCUGCAGAAGAUGGCUGAAUAUUAUCGGCCAGGACCUCCAGGAAGUGGAGGCUGUGGUUCUACUAUAGGACCCUUGCCCCAUGAUAUAGAGGUGGCAAUCAGGCAGUGGGACUACAAUGAGAAGCUCGCCAUGUUCAUGUUUCAGGAUGGAAUGCUGGACAGACAUGAAUUCCUGACUUGGGUGCUUGAAUGUUUUGAGAAAAUACGCCCUGGAGAGGAUGAAUUGCUUAAAUUGCUGCUUCCUCUACUGCUUCGAUACUCAGGGGAAUUUGUUCAGUCUGCCUAUCUGUCCCGCCGCCUCGCCUACUUCUGCACCCGGAGACUGGCUCUGCAGCUGGAUGGCGUGAGCAGCCACUCAUCUCAUGUUAUAUCUGCUCAGUCAACAAGCUCUCUGCCCACUACCCCUGCACCUCAACCCCCAACUAGCAGUACACCCUCGACUCCCUUUAGUGACCUGCUUAUGUGCCCUCAGCACCGGCCCCUGGUUUUUGGCCUCAGCUGUAUCCUUCAGACUAUCCUCCUGUGUUGUCCUAGUGCCCUAGUUUGGCACUACUCAUUGACUGAUAGCCGAAUUAAAACUGGUUCACCACUUGACCACCUGCCCAUUGCUCCUUCCAAUUUGCCCAUGCCAGAGGGUAACAGUGCCUUCACUCAGCAGGUCCGAGCAAAAUUGCGAGAGAUUGAACAGCAGAUCAAGGAGCGAGGACAAGCAGUUGAGGUUCGCUGGUCUUUUGAUAAGUGCCAGGAAGCUACUGCGGGUUUCACCAUUGGACGGGUGCUCCAUACUUUAGAAGUGCUGGACAGCCAUAGUUUUGAGCGCUCUGACUUUAGUAAUUCCCUUGACUCCCUUUGUAAUCGAAUCUUUGGAUUGGGGCCUAGUAAGGAUGGUCAUGAGAUUUCCUCAGAUGAUGAUGCUGUGGUAUCAUUAUUAUGUGAAUGGGCUGUUAGCUGCAAGCGUUCUGGUCGGCAUCGUGCUAUGGUAGUAGCCAAGCUUCUGGAGAAGAGACAAGCCGAGAUUGAGGCUGAGCGUUGUGGAGAAUCCGAAGCAGCUGAUGAGAAGGGCUCAGUCGCCUCUGGUUCGCUUUCUGCUCCUAGUGCACCCAUUUUCCAGGAUGUCCUCCUGCAGUUUCUGGAUACACAGGCUCCCAUGCUGACUGAUCCCCGCAGUGAGAGUGAACGAGUGGAAUUCUUUAAUCUAGUACUGCUGUUCUGUGAACUGAUCCGACACGAUGUUUUCUCGCACAACAUGUACACCUGCACUCUCAUCUCUCGGGGAGAUCUUGCUUUUGGAGCCCCUGGUCCUCGGCCUCCCUCUCCCUUUGAUGAUCCUGCGGAUGACCCAGAGCGCAAGGAGACUGAAGGCAGCAGCAGUAGCAAGCUAGAGGAUCCAGGGCUCUCUGAAUCUAUGGACAUAGACCCUAGUUCCAGUGUGCUUUUUGAAGACAUGGAGAAGCCCGAUUUCUCAUUGUUCUCCCCUACUAUGCCUUGUGAGGGGAAGGGAAGCCCAUCCCCUGAGAAACCAGAUGUCGAAAAGGAAGUGAAACCCCCACCCAAAGAGAAGAUGGAGGGGACACUUGGGGUUCUUUAUGACCAGCCACGACAUGUGCAGUAUGCCACACACUUUCCAAUCCCACAGGAGGAGUCAUGCAGCCAUGAGUGCAACCAGCGGUUGGUCGUACUGUUUGGGGUGGGGAAGCAGCGAGAUGAUGCCCGCCAUGCCAUCAAGAAGAUUACCAAGGAUAUCCUGAAGGUUCUGAACCGCAAGGGAACAGCAGAAACUGACCAGCUUGCUCCUAUUGUGCCUCUGAAUCCUGGAGACCUGACAUUCUUAGGUGGGGAAGAUGGGCAGAAGCGACGCCGCAACCGGCCGGAAGCCUUCCCCACUGCUGAAGAUAUUUUUGCUAAGUUCCAGCACCUUUCUCAUUAUGACCAACACCAGGUCACGGCUCAGGUCUCCCGGAAUGUUCUGGAGCAGAUCACGAGCUUUGCCCUUGGCAUGUCAUACCACUUGCCUCUGGUGCAGCAUGUGCAGUUCAUCUUCGACCUCAUGGAAUAUUCACUGAGCAUCAGUGGCCUCAUCGACUUUGCCAUUCAGUUGCUGAAUGAGCUGAGCGUGGUUGAGGCCGAGCUCCUUCUCAAAUCUUCUGAUCUGGUGGGCAGCUACACAACCAGCCUAUGCUUAUGUAUCGUGGCUGUCCUGCGACACUAUCAUGCCUGCCUCAUCCUCAACCAGGACCAGAUGGCACAAGUGUUUGAGGGGCUCUGUGGUGUAGUGAAACAUGGGAUGAACCGUUCAGAUGGCUCCUCUGCAGAGCGCUGUAUCCUUGCUUAUCUCUAUGAUCUGUAUACCUCCUGUAGCCAUUUAAAGAGCAAAUUUGGGGAGCUCUUCAGUGACUUUUGCUCAAAAGUGAAGAACACCAUCUACUGCAAUGUGGAGCCAUCAGAAUCCAAUAUGCGCUGGGCACCGGAGUUCAUGAUUGACACUCUGGAGAACCCUGCUGCUCACACUUUCACCUACACGGGGCUAGGCAAGAGUCUUAGCGAGAACCCUGCCAAUCGCUACAGCUUUGUCUGCAAUGCUCUUAUGCACGUCUGUGUGGGGCAUCACGAUCCUGAUAGGGUAAACGACAUUGCAAUCCUGUGUGCGGAGCUGACCGGCUAUUGCAAGUCACUGAGUGCAGAGUGGUUAGGAGUACUUAAGGCCUUGUGCUGCUCCUCUAACAAUGGCACUUGUGGUUUCAACGAUCUCCUGUGCAAUGUAGACGUAAGUGACUUGUCCUUUCAUGAUUCCCUGGCUACUUUUGUUGCCAUCCUCAUUGCCCGGCAGUGUUUGCUCCUGGAAGACCUGAUUCGCUGUGCUGCUAUCCCUUCACUCCUCAAUGCUGCUUGUAGUGAGCAGGAUUCUGAGCCAGGGGCCCGGCUCACUUGCCGCAUCCUCCUCCACCUGUUCAAGACACCACAACUUAAUCCUUGCCAGUCUGAUGGAAACAAACCUACCGUUGGAAUCCGGUCCUCCUGUGACCGCCACCUGCUGGCUGCCUCCCAGAACCGCAUCGUGGAUGGAGCUGUGUUUGCUGUUCUCAAGGCUGUGUUUGUACUCGGGGAUGCGGAGCUGAAAGGUUCAGGCUUCACUGUGACGGGAGGAACAGAAGAACUUCCAGAAGAGGAGGGAGGAGGUGGUAGUGGUGGUCGGAGGCAGGGUGGCCGCAACAUCUCUGUGGAGACAGCAAGUCUGGAUGUCUAUGCCAAGUACGUGCUGCGAAGCAUCUGCCAACAGGAAUGGGUAGGAGAACGUUGCCUUAAGUCAUUGUGUGAGGAUAGCAAUGAUCUACAAGACCCAGUGUUGAGUAGUGCCCAGGCUCAGCGCCUCAUGCAGCUCAUCUGCUACCCACAUCGACUGCUGGACAACGAAGAUGGAGAAAACCCCCAGCGGCAGCGCAUUAAGCGUAUUCUCAAGAACUUGGACCAGUGGACCAUGCGCCAGUCCUCCUUGGAGCUACAGCUGAUGAUCAAGCAGACCCCCACCAAUGAGAUGAACUCCCUCUUGGAGAACAUCGCCAAGGCCACAAUCGAGGUUUUCCAACAGUCAGCAGAGACAGGGUCAUCUUCUGGAAGUACAGCAAGCAACAUGCCCAGCAGCAGCAAGACUAAACCUGUGCUCAGCUCUCUAGAACGUUCUGGCGUAUGGCUGGUAGCUCCUCUCAUUGCCAAACUGCCCACCUCAGUCCAGGGCCACGUAUUGAAAGCUGCUGGGGAGGAAUUGGAGAAGGGUCAGCACCUGGGUUCCUCUUCCCGAAAAGAACGAGAUCGACAAAAACAGAAGAGCAUGUCCCUGUUGAGCCAGCAGCCUUUCUUAUCACUGGUGCUGACAUGUCUGAAAGGGCAGGAUGAGCAACGCGAGGGACUCCUCGCCUCUCUCCACAGCCAGGUGCACCAGAUUGUGAUCAAUUGGCGAGAAAACCAGUACUUAGAUGAUUGCAAACCAAAGCAACUAAUGCAUGAGGCACUCAAACUGCGGCUCAACCUGGUGGGAGGCAUGUUUGACACAGUGCAGCGUAGUACCCAGCAGACUACAGAGUGGGCCCAGCUUCUCCUGGAGAUCAUUAUCAGCGGCACUGUGGACAUGCAGUCUAACAAUGAGCUUUUCACAACUGUGUUGGACAUGCUGAGUGUGCUUAUCAAUGGAACAUUGGCUGCAGACAUGUCUAGUAUCUCUCAGGGCAGCAUGGAGGAAAACAAACGUGCAUAUAUGAACUUGGUGAAGAAGCUUCAGAAGGACUUGGGGGAGCGCCAGUCUGACAGUCUGGAAAAGGUUCAUCAACUGUUGCCACUACCCAAGCAGAACCGAGAUGUCAUUACCUGUGAGCCACAGGGCUCCCUUAUCGACACCAAAGGCAACAAGAUUGCCGGCUUCGAUUCCAUCUUCAAGAAGGAGGGUCUACAAGUUUCCACCAAACAAAAGAUCUCCCCCUGGGAUCUUUUUGAGGGCUUGAAGCCAUCAACAGCACCACUCUCCUGGGCCUGGUUUGGCACAGUCCGAGUGGACCGCCGAGUGGCACGAGGGGAGGAGCAGCAACGGCUGCUUCUCUACCACACACACCUGAGGCCUCGGCCCAGAGCCUACUACCUGGAACCACUACCACUGCCCCCAGAAGAUGAGGAGCCACCAGCCCCUGCCCUACUAGAGCCUGAGAAAAAGGCUCCUGAGCCCCCCAAGACUGACAAACAGGGGGCUGCUCCUCCCAGCACUGAGGAGCGCAAGAAGAAGUCCACCAAGGGCAAAAAACGCAGCCAGCCAGCCACCAAGUCGGAGGACUAUGGCAUGGGCCCAGGUCGGAGUGGCCCCUAUGGUGUGACAGUACCUCCAGACCUUCUGCACCAUGCAAAUCCUGGUUCCAUAUCCCACCUUAACUAUAGGCAGAACUCCCUAGGCCUGUACACCCAGAAUCAACCACUACCUGCUGGUGGCCCUCGUGUGGACCCCUACCGCCCUGUGCGAUUACCAAUGCAGAAGCUGCCAACUAGACCAACUUAUCCUGGUGUGCUGCCCACAACUAUGACUACUGUCAUGGGCCUUGAACCCUCAUCUUAUAAGACCUCUGUGUACCGGCAGCAGCAACCCACAGUGCCCCAGGGACAGCGCCUUCGCCAACAGCUCCAGGCAAAGAUACAGAGUCAGGGGAUGUUGGGACAGUCAUCUGUCCAUCAGAUGACUCCUAGUUCUUCCUAUGGUUUGCAGACUUCCCAGGGCUAUACUUCUUAUGUAUCACAUGUGGGAUUGCAGCAACACACAGGCCCUGCAGGUACCAUGGUGCCCCCCAGCUACUCCAGCCAACCUUAUCAGAGCACCCACCCUUCUACCAAUCCUACUCUUGUAGAUCCUACCCGCCACCUGCAACAGCGGCCCAGUGGCUAUGUGCAUCAGCAGGCCCCAACGUAUGGGCAUGGACUGACUUCCACUCAAAGUUGAGAAGUAGAGGUCUUAUACAGAAGAAGAAGAAGAUACCAUGCAGAAGAAUGUUUAGAGAAUGGUAUGAACAAAGACAUGAUCAAGUGUUCAGUUGGGUGCCAACAAACAAAAUGGGACUUGAGAAAAGAUGGGCUACUGGCAAUGUAGAUCAGAGUCACUAGGGAAAGAUUCACGGAUUCAAGCUGACCAUUAAGGAUAGCUAUGAUUGGGAUUUGUAGAGAAGGGGAAAAGGAAGGGCAUUCCAGGUAAAGACAACAGCAUGAGCAAAAACAUGGGACUGGAUUGAGUGUCUAGAGACAGAAAGGAGCAGAUCUUAAAUCUUAAAUGUAGUGUGAAUCUUGAGCUAGGGAAGGAGCAGGGGCUAAGUUAGAGGGGACAAGCUGACAUAUGACAUUGAACAGUGAGAUAUAGCAUUGAGAGACAACCCCAGAAAGGACUGCUUUGCUCAAGAGAGUGAUAGGAGGAGCUUGGCAUGGUAAGAGAUCACUGUGGAAAGAGUGGACAGAGUGUAGGGGAAGGUGGGAGAAGACGAGCGAGGGAGCCCAGCUGCAGAUUGUCAGGGAUGGGCAGACUUGGGUAGAACAGGCAUAUGGAGUAGCAGAAAAACUGGGGGUGUUUCUGGGGCACAACAGCAACCACAAAACCCUUGAUAGGUGUUUAUAGACUGCUUAUCGUGUGCAGACUGUUUUUCAUAAGAGAAAAAUAGCUGAAACAGAAUCGAAAAAUUCCUAAGCAUUAAGGUUAUGAGACAGUAAAAUGGAGUAUUGUCUUUGUGUUUUAUUCCCUGACCUAGAAUUCUGUCAGACUCCAGAAGGGCUCCUCUAGUUAGUGCCAAGAGGAAUGAAUACAAUGACUUGUUAGUUGCUUUCAGGUCAGGGACCCAGGGUUUGUACCACCCCCUUUCUCUGCCCUGUGCUUUGACCCCUG
This is a messenger RNA of Cricetulus griseus (Chinese hamster), 7183 nucleotides long. NCBI's taxonomy places the organism in Eukaryota, Metazoa, Chordata, Mammalia, Rodentia, Cricetidae. The record is from RefSeq and is a predicted model, not a curated record.